This is a messenger RNA of Naegleria lovaniensis, 1365 nucleotides long. RefSeq lists its product as uncharacterized. The record is from RefSeq and is a predicted model, not a curated record. Gene Ontology annotation, cellular component: nucleus; perinuclear region of cytoplasm; cytosol. The coding region runs from base 1 to 1365 and encodes 454 amino acids. The transcript has a single exon. Lineage: Eukaryota; Heterolobosea; Eutetramitea; Acrasida; Naegleriidae. Gene Ontology annotation, biological process: activation of GTPase activity; nucleocytoplasmic transport. Gene Ontology annotation, molecular function: GTPase activator activity; small GTPase binding.
AUGGGACAAAAAUCAUCAGCAAGUAAUGAAUCAUCGCUCGCAUCCUACACUCCGAGUUGUUUUCCAGAUGAAGUUUGUCUGUUGAUCAUGUCCUUUCUUCAUUUUGAUACCAUUAAAAAGUGUUUUUUGGUUUGUAAACAAUGGAGUUGGCUUGCCAGAAAGAUUCCUGUGUCCGUGGAUAUGAGAGUAUUGAGUCACUUUUCUGCUAAUAAUUUGGAAAAUCGGUUGAAAUUAAUGUCCAAAUGUAAACACGUAAAUAUUACCUCGUUGGAUUUGACACAAAUCAUGCAAAAAACAAGGGCGGUUGAGAAAAUUGUACAGAGCGAAUAUGCAUCAUGUUUAAAAGAAUUAAUUUUGAAUCAUAAUUAUGAGAUGAGAGAUGGUGCUUUUACAGCGAUAGCAACAUGUACGAAAUUGCAGAAUUUAGAAAUUUUAAGUGCCAACAGUUGUAACAUCACAAACGUUGGAGUCGAAAAAUUGGCUCAAAGCCCGAUCAUGUCAAAAUUGAGAGAAUUACGCCUGUCGGGAAAUGAUAUCAGUGAAUGUGGAGUUCAGGCUCUGUCAACGAGCUCAUUUAUGAGCAAUUUACAAGUGCUUGAUCUUGAUUAUUCAAGAAUUGGGCCUCAAGGAAUGCAACACCUCGCGAAAGGAAAUGCCAAACUCACAGAGCUACGUUUAUUACUUAGCGAUAUUCGAAACGAUGGUGCAAUUUCCCUUGCAGAGAGUCCUCAAAUGUGUAAUUUAACAAUUCUGAAUUUGGAAUCCAAUUCAAUUGAACAGUCAGGAGUGAUGGCAUUGGUUGGAAGUGAUCAUUUAACAAACUUGACAAGUUUAAAUCUUUCAGGAAAUCAUGUUGGAAAGUCAAAUGCCUUGUUACUUGUAUCAAAAAUGCAGAAUUUAACGUAUUUAAGUUUGGGAGAUACAAAAAUUGAAGAUGAAGGAGCCAUUUCCAUUGUCACAAGUCCAAACAUGAGUCAUUUGACUUUUCUGUCCAUGAGAAAUAAUUCUCUCGGAUCAGAAUUUGCUUCAAAAUUGGCCUCGAACCCAUAUUUAUCAAAAUUGAAAGAAUUGAAUUUAUAUUGUAACAAGUUAGGUGAUCAUGGUGCAAUGAGCAUUGUCAAAUGUGAAAAUAUGAAAAAUCUCACCUCGUUAGAUCUCGGUCUCAAUAAGAUUGCUGACGACGGAGCUUUUUCUAUUGCCUCAAGUCCAUACCUAUCCAAUCUCACUAACCUGGAAAUGUCCUAUAAUGAUUUUACAGAUCGAGGAGAAGAUUCAUUGAAGCAUAGCAAAUACUUGUUCAAAACCAAUAUUCGAAUGUUUGGUUGCAAAAAUCUCUCUUCCUACACUCCUCCCGUUCAUAAAUAA